Manis javanica (Malayan pangolin) is the source of this 3583-nucleotide messenger RNA. The record is from RefSeq and is a predicted model, not a curated record. Lineage: Eukaryota; Metazoa; Chordata; Mammalia; Pholidota; Manidae.
GGACCGAGGCCACGAGGGCCAGCGGGAAAACGCACGACAUAUUUUGGGUGAUUCGGACAUUGUCCCAUAAGGUCAUCGGACAGCUGUCACUUACAGGGAGAAUGAUCAGGUCCGCAUUUUAGAGUCGCCUCUUCCACCGUGAAAAUUGAAGGCAACUGUUGGUAAAAUGAUAUUGAAACCACAGUUCCAUGUCAGGAACAGUUCUAAAUGCCCCGUGCAUUGCAGCGAUCUAGGUACAAGGUACUGUGUAUUAGGUGGAGGUCACGAUGGCGCUCCCCUCGGAGAGGAGCAACAGCACUCUGCUGCCUGACUUGCCUGCUGGGCCCCUGCACGCGUUCCGGGCUCGUGCGUCCUUCAGCUGGAGGCAGCUGGCGCUGUUCCUGGAAAGCGAAAGCGAGCUGCGCCUGAAGAAAGCCAUCUUCUCGACUCUGGAGAAUGACCCCCUGUUUGCCCGUCCCUGUGGAGGUGACCUCUCAAUGGAGAAGUACCGGGAACUGAGCUUCCUGCGCUACAGACGGGUCCUCGAGCAUGACUUCCUCUCCAUGCAGGACAUGAUCACCAGCCCUCUGCAAAUGUCCACAUUCAUUAGCUGCCUGGGCAUGUAUGACUGGUCCCUGGCCACCAAAUUCUUCCUGAGUGUAUUGACUUUUGGAUCAGCAAUCUACAGCUCUGGUUCUAAAAGACACUUGAAAUACAUUCUGCAGCUCCUCAGUAUGGAGAUUUUUGGAUGUUUUGCUCUGACUGAAUUAAGUCACGGGAGCAAUACGAAGGCCAUCCGGACUACCGCUCACUAUGACCCCGCCACCGAGGAAUUCAUCAUACAUUCCCCUGAUUUUGAAGCCGCCAAGUUUUGGAUCGGCAACUUGGGCAAGACAGCCACUCAUGCGGUGGUGUUUGCUCAGCUCUGCAUGCCAGGCGGCCAGUGCCACGGACUGCAUGCCUUUGUCGUGCAGAUUCGGGACCCAAAGACCCUCCUUCCCAUGCCAGGGGUGAUGGUUGGCGACCUAGGGAAGAAGCUCGGGCAGAAUGGUCUGGACAAUGGAUUUGCUAUGUUCCACAAGGUUAGGAUUCCUCGCCAAGACCUCCUGAACCGGACUGGAGAUGUCACCCCUGAGGGUACCUACGUCACCCCCUUUAAGGACAGCAGGCAGCGCUUUGGAGCUUCCCUGGGCGGCUUAUCCUUCGGCCGUGUCUCCAUCAUUUGCAUGUCCGUCACUAACUUAAAGCUGGCCGUGUCCAUAGCGCUGCGCUUCUCAGCCACUCGGCGUCAGUUUGGACCAACAGAUGGGGAGGAGAUACCGGUGCUCGAGUACCAGAUGCAGCAGUGGCGCUUGCUCCCGUACCUGGCGGCUGCCUACGCUUUAGACCACUUUUCCAAGUCGCUGUUCGUGGACAUGGCAGAGUUUUACCUAGGCAUUAUGAAGAAGGACUGGAGCGCCAGGCAGGCAGAGCUCGGACGUGAGAUCCACGCCUUGACGUCAGCUGGCAAGCCCCUGGCCUCGUGGACUGCCCAGCGGGGAAUUCAGGAAUGUCGGGAGGCGUGCGGUGGACACGGCUAUCUGGCCAUGAACCGCCUGGGCAACCUCAGAGAUGACAACGACCCGAACUGCACAUACGAAGGUGACAACAACGUCCUGCUGCAGCAGACCAGCAACUACCUGCUCGGCCUGUGGGCUCACCAGGGCCAAGGUGGCGCUCACUUUGAGAGCCCUCUGAAGACUGUGAAGUUUCUGGAAGCCUCUUCCGACAUCCUUGGCCGGAGGUUCGAGGGCCCCAGCAGCGGCGGCUGCCUGGACUCCUCAGAAGUCCCCCUGGCGGCCUACGAGUGGUUGGUUUGUUACCUGCUCCGAGAGAGUCACCAGAAGUUGGAUCAAGAGAAAAGGUCAGGAAAGAAUGACUUUGACGCAAAAAACAACUGCCAGGUAAGUGCUUGUGUCCGCCCCUGCCUUGUCAUUCCUGGCCCCCAAUCCCUGUGUCAGCCAGACGUCCUAGUGGUGGCAGGCCCCAGCCUUCCAGCCCUGUGACCUCAGGCCGUCGCCUGGCCUCUUUGCGCCGUGGUUUGCCAUUGGAUGGUGGCAGCUCCCAAGCCAGGCUGUGGAAGAGUGUGGGCCUCCUGGCAGCCAGAGCCACAGGAGUGGAGUUGGGACAUCAGGUUGUAGGAGCCUUGGACAUGCAGUGUGACUGGGACACCAGCCCAGGUGCCCCGGCUGGCACAGUGACGGCUCGAUGGCUUGUGGCGGUCAUGCUCGUGUUCCGCACCAGGUUCUGCUCGUCUGCUGCCCUCUGCAAGGAGCCGUGGUGGGGGUGGGCCUAGCUCACCCCUAAGCCGGGAGGGGUGGCUUCACCCACAGGCACACACAGCUGGAAGCGAAGCUGCCAGGGCCUCUGGGGACCUGCUGGUCACACCUGCCCAGGGGUGGAGAUGAGAUGAGAUGGGUCUUGAUUGGAGAGGGUCCUGCCAAGGGCAAGUAGACCAGGAUCCGUCCCACAGCCUCAGAGAUGGCCAGCGUCACUGAGCUCCAUUCAGCCCCACAGGGACCGGCCACAGCCUCAGAGAGGACCCUUCAGAAGGGGCCAGGCCACAGUAGGCUUGGCAUUUGGAAACUGAGGGUGAGUGUUAAUUCAUCCCACAUCACUGCUUUCUCUGCUGUCAGAUGGUCUCUCCAGAACUGGGAAUAGAGAUCCUCCCAGGUUAUAAGUCAUGACCCAAAGAGAUGGAGGGCACAGAGGAGCCCGUUCCCACUGCAGCCGAGUCCGGGGAGCCGCCCAGAAUGUCUCUGUAAGCUCGGCACUCUCUCUUAGCACCCACGCCCGCUGGCUGGGGCCUGGGACCUGGCACAUGCUCUCUGACAGCGGAACCCUGUGGGUGGCUCAGCUGUUUGAGACGUAAUUUGCCUUUAGAUGUUCGUUGAACUUCAGGACAGCAUUUCAGUGGUUCAUGUGGCAAAGUAGGGUGGGGUGCCAGCCGGCUCAGGACUCCCUGGGGAGGGCACUAGAGCUGACCAGCACACAAGCUGAGAGGCAACCACAAAGAGCAGCUGUGACCACGGACAGCAAGGGGGCCCUGAGGCCUGGAGGAGAAGGUAAUGACCCAAGAGGGGUCUGCGUUUCGCGCACCUGGUCUGGGUCACAGAUCAUUUUGAGAGCAAGCGCUGGGUCAUUUCUGACAGCCGAGAGCUGCCCGAGGCCCGAGCUGGGCGUUCAAGGGUCCCAGGGAGGCCGUACCCCUCCCCUGUGGUCACCCCAGCAGCAAGAGCAUGUGAAGAAAACUUGAGAGAGUAUCUACAUGACCUUGAGGUGGGACGAGCCUGCUAAGACAGGAGACUCGGAAGCUGUGAAAAGGAAACAUGCCUCUGACUGCAUAAACGUUCCCUAUUUCUGAGUAGUGGGAGAUGCCACAGACAGAAGGCAGAGCGCAGACCACAGGCCGGGGAGCACGUGGGACUCGGAGCUCACAGAGCGUCCGCAGUGGGGAAAGACAUCCCGCCAUCGAGGGUGGCCUGCCCGGGAACCAGGGCCAGGGGCACGCAGGUUGGCAGACAGCAUCCGGAGGCCAGCAGCCAUUCCCUUCGCUGUCACUGGC